AUGGGAUUUGGUGAUGUAGAUCUUAUGGAUGAUGGUGAUAGAGGUGGGGGCAAGACGGCAUCGGCGGUUGUUUCGUGCUCAAUUUGCUUAGAUGGGGUGACUGAUAAUGGGGCUAGAUUCUGGGCAAAGCUCCAACGCGGCCAUCAAUUCCACCUUGAACAUGGUGAACCCCAAUUGAUUGGCCAUGAACAUUUUGGUUCCACAAAUAAUGCUUCAAAUGGGGAUAGCUUUGAAGUUAAACAAAAUGUUGGCUGUAGUUAUGGUUGUACCACAGAUCGGAGAGUUGAUGAUUCGUAUGCCUAUUCAAAUUGUUCGUAUGAUAAUGAAUCUUCAAAGUAA
Fraxinus pennsylvanica is the source of this 339-nucleotide messenger RNA. The record is from the annotation of a GenBank genome assembly. NCBI's taxonomy places the organism in Eukaryota, Viridiplantae, Streptophyta, Magnoliopsida, Lamiales, Oleaceae.